Messenger RNA from Taeniopygia guttata (zebra finch), 805 nucleotides. The record is from RefSeq and is a predicted model, not a curated record. Lineage: Eukaryota; Metazoa; Chordata; Aves; Passeriformes; Estrildidae.
GGGGCGGGAAAGGUGAGGGGGGAAAGGGCGGGAACGGGAGGUUCCGCGCAGGCGCAGUGCGGGCGGCGCGGGGCGCCCUCUAGCGGAGGCGGGAAGCGCCUGGGCCUGGCUGUGAGGGGGGGGCGGAACCGGGAACGGGAUCGGAACCGGGAACGGGAUCGGAACCGAGAACCGGGAUCGGAACCGGGAAACGGGAUCGGAACCGGCACCGCCAUGAUCCGCUUCAUCCUGAUCCAGAACCGGGCCGGCAAGACCCGCCUGGCCAAGUGGUACAUGCAGUUUGACGAUGACGAGAAGCAGAAACUCAUCGAGGAGGUUCACGCCGUGGUCACCGUCAGGGACGCCAAACACACCAAUUUUGUCGAGUUCCGCAAUUUCAAGAUCAUUUACCGCCGCUACGCCGGCCUCUACUUCUGCAUCUGCGUCGACGUCACCGACAACAACCUCGCCUACCUGGAGGCCAUCCACAACUUCGUGGAGGUGCUGAACGAGUAUUUCCACAACGUCUGCGAGCUCGACCUCGUCUUCAACUUCUACAAGGUGUACACGGUGGUGGACGAGAUGUUCCUGGCCGGGGAAAUUCGGGAGACGAGCCAGACCAAGGUGCUGAAGCAGCUGCUGAUGCUGCAGUCCCUGGAAUGACCCAAAACCCCCCAAAUUUCCCCCAAAAAUCCUCUCCAAAAUCCUCUCCAAAAUCCCCCAAAUCUUCCCCAAAACGGGGGCCCCUCCCCCCCCAUCAGUGUUAUCGUGGUGUGUAAAAAAUGUGAAUUUAUGACCAUUAAAGUGACCAAAAAGUGACCAAAAA